AUGCAUCCAACCAUCGUUCGUGCUUGUUGUUCUCCUCGUGAAUUGGCCGAACAAUAUCCGCCCUUCCCCAUUCAAGAUGGCCCAUCCAUUGACUUGUCCCCUUUCUUUCAUGCGCUUGUACCUUCUCAAACUUGGGCACGUCUUUCCACCUGCACUUUCUGCGGGCUGUGUUCCCACCAUCUAGUCCGUGCUUGCUAUCCCGAUUCCUCUCUUGGCUCUCGUUGUUGGCGCAAUUUUUGUAACCUAGAAAUCAAGCUUGAAACAAAACAGCAAGUGAUUGUGUUUUUGGACGAAAUUUAUAACCUAUUACCAGUGUCAGUAGUGAACCCAAAGAUUUAUGAGGAAAGAAUGGUUACGUUUUCAGAAGUUUUUGGGGUUGUAUUGGUAUACUCUAGUUACUUUGACAAAAAGGCGUUGAGAAGCUUCUCUUCACUUUGUGGCAAAAACUCUGUUGAAUUAAUUGAUUACGCAAGAAACAUGAAAGGGAACAUAGUAAAUAAUUUUGUGGACAGAUUUCCGGGCACUGCUGAAGUCGAACUAUAUGAAAGCAUCCAUUUGAUUGAAAAUGAUGAUACUGUUGCAAAGUUUAAUUGCCGGACAAACCCCAUUCAUUGA
Molecule: messenger RNA, 615 nt
Organism: Phycomyces blakesleeanus NRRL 1555(-)
Lineage: Eukaryota; Fungi; Mucoromycota; Mucoromycetes; Mucorales; Phycomycetaceae
Exons: 4
Coding region: 1-615 (204 amino acids)
Source: RefSeq, a predicted model, not a curated record